Messenger RNA from Ochotona princeps (American pika), 2356 nucleotides. It is a transcript of the gene DNAI7, whose product is annotated as dynein axonemal intermediate chain 7. The record is from RefSeq and is a predicted model, not a curated record. Lineage: Eukaryota; Metazoa; Chordata; Mammalia; Lagomorpha; Ochotonidae. Gene Ontology annotation, cellular component: axoneme. The transcript is spliced from 16 exons. Gene Ontology annotation, molecular function: microtubule binding; beta-tubulin binding. Bases 81 to 2273 code for a protein of 730 amino acids.
UCGUCACGACGACCCGGGAGCGUCUGUCCUCGCCACCCAGCUCCCACCGUGGACACUGCGGACGCGGUGCUCUCCGCCUCAUGGGUGCCAAAGCAAAAAAGGCUGGCAAUAAGAAAAAGAAAGUCGGCAAGGCUGAGCGACUGAGGCAGCUGCAGGAGGAGGAGGAGAGACGUUUGAAAGAGGAGGAGGAAGCCCGUUUGAGACAUGAGAGAGAAGAACAAGAAAGACUUGAAGCACAGCGAAUUGAGAAGGAGAAAUGGCGUCGACUUGAGGAAAAAGAUCUACAAAGGAGAACAGAAGAACUUGAAGAACUCUCUUUAUUAGAGGAGUGUUUUCCUGAAGCAGAGAGAUUGAAACGAGAGACUAGACUGCUCUCUCGGUGGAAUCACUACAUCCAGUGUGACGGAAGUCCUGACCCUUCAGUGUCCCAGGAACUCAACACCUUCAUCAGCUUGUGGCAAGAGGAGACCAACGAGAACUUCGAGCAGGUGACCGAGAAGAGCAAGUUAGUACUGAGCUUAAUUGAGAAGUUGAAGUUGAUUUUAUUGGAGACUCCCCUGUACGAGUUGGAGGAGAAGACGGUGAACCAGUACCAGGGGUCCAUUCUACAGCUUCAGGAACUCCUGCAGCUCAAGUUCAACGUGGCCACGGAAAUACUGCUUCGUAAUGCUAGCACUUUAGCAGAUCUGGACAGUGGAAACAUGGAGAGGAUCAUUCGCGGUGAAAACAUCACCCUGUAUAUAUGGGCAAACCUGAAGAAGAAUCCAAGGUACAGGACUGUCAGAUUCUCUGAAACCAACGUUGGCUUUGAAAUCCCAAGGAUAUUGGCAGCAAGUGGCAUUGCUCUGCGCCUCCUCCACACGCACUAUGAUCACGUGACUCCGCUGCGUCCUCUGCCCAUGCCACCUGCAGCCGGAGACGGUGACCCGGAACGGAGCGCCGCCCCUGUUGCUGAGCCUGUCAAAGAGGAACUUAAGAAUGUGGAAGAAAUCAGCAGCCAAGAGGACCAGCAAGAGACUAAACAGCAAGAAAGUGAAAGUACUUUAGUGAACGAAGAAGAAAUAAGAGUUGAGGAACAAGGAGAGCCCAUUCCUGAAGUGCACGUGGUUUCCGUCAAGGAAGAACCUGAGGCUCCAAAAGGGGAACCGAAGAUAGAGUUACUAAGUAGGAGAAUUUCAGCAGUGCAGUUGCUGCUGAUCAAGAAUGCGCUGGACAAGCCUGAGCUCUUCGAAGACAAGGAGGUGGACUUGCUGCAGUUCACAACCCUGGGCGGCGUGUACAACUUGGAGAUCUUGGAGCUUCCUCCGCAGUGCAAACCAGUGAAGGGCUGGAUGAUCGUGGAGCUACUCAAAGAAGGACUACAGAAAUUCACCUAUCCUCCAGAGAUCGAGGAUGACAAUGAGAUGGAAAUUUCUUUUCCACCGAUAGAGGUCACAGUUGAAGUUCACAAAAACGUGGUUUUCUUUGAGGAUCCUGAGGUUGCAAGGUGGGAUGCUGAAGGUAAAUAUUGGACAACAGAUGGCAUCAGCAAUAUAUCGUACAAGCGGAAAGACAGACUUGUGACAUUCAGCCUGGACACUUUUGGCCCUGUUACCUUGAUCCAAGACACUCAUAUUAAUAUGCCGUACCAGUCCUGGGAGCUGAGACCACUUGAAUCAAACACAGUACUUCUCACCGUGACGACUGUGUUCACGGAGGUUCAAAUAAAAAUCAAGGAAAACCUCUGCAUGUUAGCAUCCAUCAAACUGAAAGACAGGAAGCAUCUCUCGGUUUUGGAAGGGAAAUGGAUGACUCCUAUUCCUUUCAUUAACGCUUUGAAAGAAGCUGGAGUGAAUAUCUUCCCUUCUGAAUACUCUCAUUUUUAUGUUGUCAUGAACAAUAAGGUUCCUGUAGUAGAAAUGAAAGCUUACCGACAGAUAGCCCUGCUGAGUCCUGCUUUUGCCUUUGGUUGGAGCAGGUGGAAUAUGCUGUGCAAUUCUACAAAGGUUGUAUUUAAGGUGAAAGAAUCCCUCACAGAGGCAGCUGCUCAGAGUCCCAAGUGGGACCUUCUGCUCUUCAGCGGGGAGAGAGCCCAGAGACUCAAGAUGGACGAAGACAGUGAGUCCUUCUCCGAAGCCCUCAAAGACGACACCGAGUUCCACUCCACUGUGUUUCACAUGGUUAAGGAUUUUGCUUCUAAAGAAGCAAUGGAGGUGGUUAGGGAUCCCCCAUGCCUGUUGGUUGAUGCCGUGUGUCACAUGCUGUUCUCAACUAGAGUGCUUAGCUACUCUUAAUUGCCACUUGCAACCUUGAUUCAAGAACCAAAUGUGGAAUGAAAAAAUCAGGUAUGUCUUCAAUAAAAUUAAUAGCAUGUUUC